Mus pahari (shrew mouse) is the source of this 1289-nucleotide messenger RNA. It is a transcript of the gene Rxra, whose product is annotated as retinoid X receptor alpha. NCBI's taxonomy places the organism in Eukaryota, Metazoa, Chordata, Mammalia, Rodentia, Muridae. Gene Ontology annotation, biological process: retinoic acid receptor signaling pathway; response to retinoic acid; cell differentiation. The record is from RefSeq and is a predicted model, not a curated record. Gene Ontology annotation, molecular function: nuclear receptor activity; nuclear steroid receptor activity; retinoic acid-responsive element binding. The coding region runs from base 57 to 1289 and encodes 410 amino acids. Gene Ontology annotation, cellular component: nucleus; RNA polymerase II transcription regulator complex. The transcript is spliced from 10 exons.
ACUUCUCUACCCAGGUGAACUCUUCGUCCCUCAACUCUCCAACGGGUCGAGGCUCCAUGGCUGCCCCUUCGCUGCACCCGUCCUUGGGUCCGGGAAUCGGCUCUCCACUGGGCUCCCCUGGGCAGCUGCACUCUCCUAUCAGCACCCUGAGCUCCCCCAUCAAUGGCAUGGGUCCGNCCUUCUCUGUCAUCAGCUCCCCCAUGGGCCCGCACUCCAUGUCGGUACCCACUACACCCACAUUGGGCUUCGGGACUGGUAGCCCCCAGCUCAAUUCACCCAUGAACCCCGUGAGCAGCAGUGAGGAUAUCAAGCCACCACUAGGCCUCAAUGGCGUCCUCAAGGUUCCUGCCCACUACGGGGUAUACAGUUGUGAGGGCUGCAAGGGCUUCUUCAAGAGGACAGUACGCAAGGACCUGACCUACACCUGCCNAGACAACAAGGACUGCCUGAUCGACAAGAGACAGCGGAACCGGUGUCAGUACUGUCGCUACCAGAAGUGCCUGGCCAUGGGCAUGAAGCGGGAAGCCGUGCAGGAGGAGCGGCAGCGGGGCAAGGANCGGAAUGAGAACGAGGUGGAGUCCACCAGCAGUGCCAACGAGGACAUGCCUGUAGAGAAGAUUCUGGAAGCCGAGCUCGCUGUCGAGCCCAAGACUGAGACAUACGUGGAGGCAAACAUGGGGCUGAACCCCAGCUCACCAAAUGACCCUGUUACCAACAUCUGUCAAGCGGCAGACAAGCAGCUCUUCACUCUUGUGGAGUGGGCCAAGAGGAUCCCACACUUUUCUGAGCUGCCCCUGGACGACCAGGUCAUCCUGCUACGGGCAGGCUGGAACGAGCUGCUGAUCGCCUCCUUCUCCCACCGCUCCAUAGCUGUGAAGGAUGGGAUUCUCCUGGCCACCGGCCUGCACGUACACCGGAACAGCGCUCACAGUGCUGGGGUGGGCGCCAUCUUUGACAGGGUGCUAACAGAGCUGGUGUCUAAGAUGCGUGACAUGCAGAUGGACAAGACGGAGCUGGGCUGCCUGCGAGCCAUUGUCCUGUUCAACCCUGACUCUAAGGGGCUCUCAAACCCUGCUGAGGUGGAGGCACUGAGGGAGAAGGUGUAUGCGUCACUAGAAGCAUACUGUAAACACAAGUACCCCGAGCAGCCGGGCAGGUUUGCCAAGCUGCUGCUCCGCCUGCCUGCACUGCGUUCCAUCGGACUCAAGUGCCUGGAGCACCUGUUCUUCUUCAAGCUCAUCGGGGACACGCCCAUCGACACCUUCCUCAUGGAGAUGCUGGAGUAUUAG